UGGUGACGACGCACGCUGGAUGUCAGCAACGCCCGCGGCUUUAAAUGCUCCUCAUGCGGGCGCAACUCCUCCUCUGCGCGCCCACGGAAUUGGAAGCGGAGCAGACCACGUCCUCCUCAUCAUCCUCAUCCUUUACCAUCACCACCUCCUCUUCUUCAUCCAUCUAUUUUCCCUUUUUUCCUCGCCCUUUCUCUGUCAAUCUCUUUGGAAAGCUACCUGGAACAUCUCAUUGAGGUUUGAGUCCCAGGUGGAACGAGCAGCUGGGGCGUGACAAGAGACUAAGAAGCUCCACCGGACCCCCACUUCACCGCGCACACAAGCCGAGAAGGAGCCGCCGGGUGCCCGAUACUCGUGAUGGAUGUACCCCCUGAAUGUUUACUGGGCGCUCCUUUGAAGAUUGACUCGACGGAAGGGUUCUAGUAGAAAAGGGGUGCGUUUUUGCAGAGGAAAUAAUGCAAAGAGCGUGGAUCCUCCUCGUUCUCAUAGAAGAGGGACUCGCUCUGGCACAGAGAACUAAAGACUCCCUGGGCGAUAAUGGCAUCCAAAGCCCGAACCAAAAUGAUUGCGGAACUUGGGUGCGCAACAUCAACGGCGGAGUGUUCACAUCGCCAAAAUACCCAGACACGUAUCCGCCAAACAAGGAGUGCGUUUACAUCCUGGAAGCACUGCCCAGGCAGAGGAUCCAGCUGGCGUUCGACAAGAACUACUACAUUGAGCCGUCCUUCGAGUGCCGCUUCGAUCACAUCGAGAUCCGCGACGGGCCAUUCGGCUUCUCGCCGCUCAUCGACCGGGUGUGCGGAGGGAAGAACCCGGGACUGGUCACCUCCACCGGGCGCUUCAUGUGGAUCAAGUUCACUAGCGACGAGGAGCUGGAGGGCCUCGGAUUCCGCAUCAAGUACACAUUCGUUGCAGACCCUGACUUCCAUCUGCAUGUGGGCGGACUUUUAAACCCAAUCCCGGACUGUCAGUUUGAGCUCAGCGGCUUCGACGGGAUCAUUCGCUCCAGUCAGGCGGAUGAAGCCAAGCGGGUGAAGCCGGGCGACGCUCUGGACUGCAUCUGGACCAUCAGGGCUCCCCCUCAGUCCAAGAUCUACCUGCGCUUCAUGGAGUACCAGAUGGAGCAUUCCAACGAGUGCAAGAAGAACUUUGUGGCCAUCUACGACGGCAGCAGCGCCAUCGAGAACCUGAAGGCCAAGUUCUGCAGCACGGUGGCCAACGACGUCAUGCUGGAGAACGGCGUGGGCGUCGUGCGCAUGUGGGCCGACGAGAAGAGCCGACUCAGCCGCUUCCGCUUACUCUUCACCUCCUUCGUGGACCCCCCAUGCUCGGCCAACACCUUCUUCUGUCACAGCAACAUGUGCAUCAACAACUCGCUCGUGUGCAAUGGUGUCCAGAACUGCGUCUACCCGUGGGAUGAAAAUCACUGCAAAGAGAAGAGAUCCAGUGGUCUCUUCCACCAGAUCACCAAGACCCACGGCACGGUCAUCGGUGUUUCAUCCGGGAUCGUUCUGGUUCUUCUCAUCAUUUCCAUCCUGGUCCAGAUGAAGCAGCCACGGAAAAAGGUGGUCGCCCGCCGUCCGGGUGUCUUCAACAAAGCGGGUCUCCAGGAGGUCUUCGACCCACCACACUACGAGCUCUUCUCUCUGCGUGACAAGGAGAUGUCGUCGGACCUGGCCGACCUUUCGGAAGAGCUGGACAGUUUCCACAAGGUUCGCCGCUCGUCCACCAUGUCCCGCUGCGUACACGAGCACCACUGCGGCUCGCAGGGUUCUGUGGGUACGGGCGGGGGCAGUGGCAGCAUGAAGCACAGCCGCACCACGCUGAGCUCCAUGGAACUGUCCUACCACAACGACUUCUCCAAGCCACCACCCAUGAAGACCUUCAACUCCACCGGCACCUAUAAGAAGAGUUGCUAUGGCUAUAAGCAGCACGCGCAGACUCACGACUGCGACCAGCAGGUCAUCGAGGACCGCGUCACGGAGGAGAUACCCUGCGAGAUCUACAAUCGAGGUGUCGGGGCCACAGGCGGCGUGGGUAUCACGGGGGGCGUGGCCAUGGCUGGAGGGAUGGGUAUGUCCGGAGGAAUGGCCAUGGCAGGACCCAGUGGCAUCGCCGGGGGCAUCGGCGGUGGGAUGGGGGGAGCCUGCGGCACACUCACCGGUGGGAUUGGGGGAGCCUGCGGCACGCUCACCAUGCGUGGCAACAGCGCCCGGAACAGCACCUCCGUGGUGGUGGACCCGCAGCAGCGCUCCAUGUCCAUGGACUUCUAGAAGAAGAAUCUUCUCUUCGUGGGAGUUGGAAAACUGGGAUGAGGGAACCAGAAGCGAACCUUAGUGGUGUAGUAACACCAACAGCGCUCCAUGUCCGUGGAUUUACAGAAGGAGAAUUUGCCCUUUAUGGGACUGGGAUUAAGGAACCGGAACAUUUCCAACAACGCUCCAUGUCCAUGGACUUGGAGAAAAAGAAUGUUAGCUCUGUGGCGUUGGUAAAUGGAGAUCAAGGAAGCCGAACUGAACCUCUACCAACAGUGCUCCACCUCCAUGGAAUUCUCAAAGGCAAAUAUUCUCACCCGAGGAUGGCAAAUCCUGUUUCAAGUUACCAGAACAACUGGAACAACCAGGAUUGUCUGAAUUCCGAUCUGCAUGCAGACACUUGGUUGGACCAAGUAAGCAGUCAAAAAGAAGAAUCCGUCCAGAGACUUUCUGAACGUUUGACAUCACCUGCCAUGCACAAAUAUAAGAGAUACAAAUGUAUAUAUAAAUAGUGUGUCUUCAAAUAAUUUAUUUGGGGUUUUUUUAGGGGGUCCCCCACAGCUAGGAUUGGUUUUACCCAAGUAGAUUAGUUCAAAGACUCUUUCACACACCGGUAAUCGAACUUGUCCUCAUCACAUAAUCAUCCAGGCCGUUUCUCCCCUUGCCCAAGCUGGGUUGCAUCACAACAAACCAUGUGACGCCACUCUCUUCACUUAUUGGUCGCAGGAAUGUAAACGGAAAGUAAUUUUGACACACAUCAAGAAGUACUGCUGGACAAUCUAGUCGACUGGCCAAUAGCCAAGUGCACUUUAAGGUGGCUAAAGUAAAUACUUGACCAGUCAGUCAGCAGUCACUUGUGUUGUUGUGUCACCAUUAUGACAUUAAGUGUCUGAUUGGUUCAUUCCGAACCGUUCAUUUUUAUUCGGAAAGGUUCCGUCUGUUCUUGGCGGUCACAGACCACUUGGUUUUGCCAACGCCCCGUUUCCAUUUGUGUGUUAACACAUCACAGAACUGACCACAGCAAUGUGGAACACAAAUUAGAGUUAUCAGAAAAGGGACCAAACUGUGAAAGCGCCCCCUAGUGUGUGCUUUGUUGUGAUGUGAUUGGUUUGGUCUGCACCCAAAUUCAGUUCACAGACUUCACUGAGUUCAUUUCGAAGCGUUCAAAGAGAAAAACACAUGACGGUUGGAUUCAAAUGGAUCAAAGCGUGAAUGCACCCCUAGAACUAGUACAGUAGUGUGUUUGGAUUGAUCGAUUGAUUUUGGGCUGGUUCAGUUAUUCCAAUUAUCUGAAUAGCUUUAUCCUCACGAGGGUCGCGGGCGUGCUGGAGCCUAUCUCAGCUGACUUCAGGUAGUCGUUGAGGUACACCAUAAAUGGCUGCCAGCCAAUC
Messenger RNA from Hippocampus zosterae (dwarf seahorse), 3643 nucleotides. Its product is annotated as neuropilin and tolloid-like protein 2. The record is from RefSeq and is a predicted model, not a curated record. Gene Ontology annotation, molecular function: protein binding. NCBI's taxonomy places the organism in Eukaryota, Metazoa, Chordata, Actinopteri, Syngnathiformes, Syngnathidae. The coding region runs from base 453 to 2270 and encodes 605 amino acids. The transcript has 10 exons.